AAGAAGAGGAGGGGAUGGAAGGGAAGGCGAGGAAGAAGAGAGUGAGAUGGAGGCGCGUGGCGGAGGAGAUGGGCAGCUCUCUUACGUGUGCCGCGGCUUCGGUUUUGUGGCGGCGUGGCCUCGUUGCCGCCUCCCCUUCUCUCCCCCCCUCUCCCUUGCCUUUAAAGCAACUGCCUCCUUCGUGCCUGCCCUUCUCCAUCCUCCUCUCCUUCUUGCAGUAUAUAUACAGCAGCGCAGCUGAUGCUUUGAAGCUUUGAACUCGCUGCAUGACCGAUAGAGAAGACAUGACGAUGUGGUGGAAGUUGAUGCCUUCUUCAUCAUCCAAAUCCUGCAACUCGUUAGCAACUGGAGAAGAGCUGUUCAUGGCGAGCAACGCUGACGGUUCUUCCACCCCGUUAAACGUCAACGAGGAGUACGAGAAGACUCUCAGAACCAAGUCUUUCCUUGACAUGUGGUCCAGAGUCCAUCGAGUACAGCCCCAGCGGACUGUCUCAUCUAUCGCCUCGUCCUCGGAGGACGGUGACGAUGGCGACGAGGAUAGGAAGGAGGCGAGUCAUCUUGAUACAAGCCCAUGUACCGACUCUUCUCAUGUCUCAUACGCCAACCUUCUUGAACCCAGUCAAGAAUCCCUUGUCGCAGCGAUGGCCACCGUUCAUGGCCGCAGCGCCCACCUCCGAGCCCAUUCCCUCCUCCUCGAGUACUUUGAUGUCACCUUCCAGGCCUGUGAUGCAUGCGCGAAGCUCUUGGCUUCCCUCAGCCGCGCUAGAGAGCACCACCGUUCGAUCCGCCAUCUUCUCGCCAAGGUAUCAUCUGCUUGCUUCGAUGAUAAUGAUUGUUGCGCCGACGUCGACCAUCUCGCUUCUCUCCUUCGGCUGGAGAACCCACUCUGCUCGGCAAACCUUGCCCGGUUUUACUCUGUGCAAUCCCAGUAUAGAACUCUGAUGCAGCAGCUGACGAAAGCCCACCGGAGAACCCUCAGAAUGGUGCGACUCAUCAGGCUAACCAAGAAGGCCGCCAGAAUCGUAGUCGUCAGCGCAUGCAGCAUCGCCGUGGCGGCCGCACUGGCGAUCGCGGCGCACACGGUGAUCGGGAUCGGGGUCGUGGCGGCGGCAGCUCCGAUGGUGAUGACGACGCGGCCGCGGGCGGCCAUGAGGCGGGGGAGGGCGGCGAGAGCGAGGCACCUGGAGCGGCUGGGCGCGCAGGUGGGCGCCGCCGCCAAGGGGGCGUACAUCGUGGGGAGGGACUUCGACACGAUAAGCCGAACGGUGCGGCGGGCGCACGACGAGGUGGAGCACGAGCGGGAGAUGGCGAGGAUGGCGUUAAGGGGCAGGGAGCUGCAGCUCGCGAGGGAGGUGGCCAGGGAGGUGGAGGGCGGGGCGGCGCGGGUGGAAGAGCAGCUGGAAGAGCUGGAGGAGCAUGUCUACUUGUGCCUGAUCACCAUCAACAGGAGCAGAAGUAUGGUGGCGCAGGAGGUGAUGGAAGGUGGUGCUGUAGCGGCCAAGGCAAUGGCUUGAUUCCUUCGGUUUCCAUUACAACAUUGCUUAGUUCUCAACGGAGGUUUAUUUUCUUCAUUUGAGAGAGACCAGAAUGAUGA
Musa acuminata subsp. malaccensis (wild Malaysian banana) is the source of this 1594-nucleotide messenger RNA. Its product is annotated as putative UPF0496 protein 2. The record is from RefSeq and is a predicted model, not a curated record. Lineage: Eukaryota; Viridiplantae; Streptophyta; Magnoliopsida; Zingiberales; Musaceae.